AUGGUAGAGGGCAGGGAGCUACGGAAGCUUCUGGAGCCGUGGAGGGUGCUGGACUUCAGCAGCCCCUUCUUCUCCACCAGCCUGGGCAUCAUGGUGCGCGCCCGGGACACGGCCUCGCCCAUCGGCGCCUUCACGUGGCCGCUGCACUGGUCCAUGUGGCUGGGCGUCUUCGCGGCCCUGCACCUCACCGCGCUCUUCCUCACGCUGUACGAGUGGCGCAGCCCCUACGGCCUCACGCCCCGCGGCCGCAACCGGGCCACCGUGUUCUCCUACUCCUCGGCGCUCAACCUCUGCUACGCCAUCCUGUUCGGACGCACGGUCUCCAGCAAGACGCCCAAGUGCCCCACGGGCCGCUUCCUCAUGAACCUGUGGGCCAUCUUCUGCCUGCUCGUGCUGUCCAGCUACACGGCCAACCUGGCCGCCGUCAUGGUCGGGGACAAGACUUUCGAGGAGCUGUCGGGGAUCCAUGACCCCAAGCUGCACCACCCGUCCCAGGGCUUCCGCGUGGGCACCGUGUGGGAGAGCAGCGCCGAGGCCUACAUCAAAAAGAGCUUCCCCGACAUGUACGCGCACAUGCGGCGCCACAGCGCGCCCACCACGCCCCACGGCGUCUCCAUGCUCACGAGCGACCCCCCCAAGCUCAACGCCUUCAUCAUGGACAAGUCGCUCCUGGACUACGAGGUCUCCAUCGACGCCGACUGCAAACUACUGACCGUGGGCAAGCCUUUCGCCAUGGAGGGCUACGGCAUCGGACUCCCUCAGAACUCGCCGCUCACUUCCAACCUGUCCGAGUUCAUCAGCCGCUACAAGUCCUCCGGCUUCAUCGACUUGCUGCACGACAAGUGGUACAAGAUGGUGCCUUGUGGGAAGCGCGUCUUCGCCGUUACCGAGACGCUGCAGGUGGGCAUCUACCACUUCUCGGGACUCUUCGUGCUGUUCUGCCUGGGCCUCGGCAGCGCCCUGCUCAGCUCUCUGGGGGAGCACGUCUUCUACCACCUGGUGCUCCCGCGCAUGCGAAGAGGCAACAGGCUGCAGUACAGGCUGCACACCAGCCAGAGAAUCCACCGCGCGCUCAACACAGAGCCUCCGGAAGGUCACGAGGAGCCAGAGCCGAGGGCUCCCGAGCAGCAGCAGGACACGCCCACGGCCUCUGCAGGCCCCGGUGAGCUGGAGCAGCUGGAGCGGCGCAUCAGGAGCGCGCGGAAGCGGCUCCACCAGGCCCUGGUGCGGCGCCGAGAGCUCCUGGCCCAGCUCGGGGAUGGCCCCGGCGACCAGCCUCUGCACCUGCCCGAAGCCCGCUCCGAAGCAGCCGAAGCACCUGAAGUCACGGGUGACUCAUCCCAGGGAACGCCCCCCCCACCCCUGCCGGCCUGGACGGGGUGGCCCCCACUCCGGAGCCUGCACAGAAGCCAUCCUGGCGCGACGGGAGGAAGCACGGAGGCCCCUCCCUGA
Molecule: messenger RNA, 1452 nt
Organism: Puma concolor (puma)
Lineage: Eukaryota; Metazoa; Chordata; Mammalia; Carnivora; Felidae
Source: RefSeq, a predicted model, not a curated record